Molecule: messenger RNA, 2801 nt
Organism: Oreochromis niloticus (Nile tilapia)
Lineage: Eukaryota; Metazoa; Chordata; Actinopteri; Cichliformes; Cichlidae
Gene: lhfpl4b
Product: LHFPL tetraspan subfamily member 4b
Exons: 7
Coding region: 1145-1825 (226 amino acids)
Biological process (GO): sensory perception of sound
Cellular component (GO): plasma membrane
Source: RefSeq, a predicted model, not a curated record
UAGGCUUAAAACGUUUCUUUCUUCAAAACUCAUAGUUAGAGAGGAGCUACGCUGCUACGAGCUGUUUAUACACUAUUACUAUUACUAUUACAACAUGUCCUCUCUCCUGUAGUUUGUCGUUUGUCCUCUCUCUUUUCGUUCCUCUCACCUCCAACCCAUCUCAGCCGAUGCCUGCCCCUCCCAGAGCCUGGUUCGGAUGGAGGUUCUCUGACUGUUCAAAAUUAGUUCUUCCAUCUCACAACCUCUUGUUCACAUGAUCGACUGAUCAUUGGGGUUCGCCCUCUGAUGUUGCCCUGCACUACAAAGCACACUGAGGUUACUAAUACAGUCACUUUAUUUAUGCCAGCCGUCAUCUCUGCUAAAUGAAGUCCGUGAUUUAGACCUCUCCUCCCUGUUUGAAGCAACUGAAUUACGAAUUAUCUGCCAAAUGACAUGUUUUGCUGUGAGGCAGAGACCAUCCAAGAAGUCUAUAUGAGUGAGAUGACCUCCCUGCAUUUUAUUUCAGAUUAGCAGACGUGAGAGAUGCAUUCAUGGGAAAUUGCUAAACGCACCCUCUCCUCCCUCUCAUUCAGAUAUGGUCACUUCCGGCUCUUUAACACGACCAGACUCAAGUCGGGGAUGUUAUUGCUGUUGCGUACUUCUUUUAAGUACAGUGUAUGAACAUGCUCAGUGGUAAACAGUCAGAGGAAUGACCUUUGCAUUAAGUCAUGCACCUUUACAGAAUAUAAUGCAUUGGUGCAAAUAAACAGGCGCAUAAAGAAGGUAAAAUGAGCCAUUUGCUGCUCACAUAUUUCCCCCCUCUUGUUGUAAAUCGGUGCGAGAUGAAUCAAAGUGACGUUCAGUCCUCUUGCAGCUCUUCAGUCCUCCUGUAGGAGGCGCAGCUCAUUACAAACGACCGAGCCUGGAGUGUCGAGGCUCGUCUGUUGUUCGUGUUUCUCCGUCCGCUUAUUGAUCAGCAGAUUACUGUUUACAGCGGAAGCUCCACAUCCGGGAUGUAGAGGAGCCCGCCCCCUCCCUGCUGCAGCAGCAUCCUCUCAUCCGGCAGACAGACAAGUGGAGCUCCUCCCGCAGACAGACAGGUGGAGCUCCUCCCGCAGACAGACAGGUGCACGGACAGACAGGUGGAGCUCCUCACGCUGCAGUGAUGUCGGUGUCUCCCGGCCUUGCCGACCUCUCCCGCCUGUACCAGACUGAGUUUGUGCGGAGCGCCCGGGCCGUUGGCGUCCUCUGGGCCGUCUGCACUCUUUGCUUUGCCAUCAUCCAGGUGGUUAUCCUGGUGCAGCCGUCCUGGAUCUGCACCACAGACGUUCGCCCUCAGCAGGCGGGACCAGAGCCACCCAGCGGCACACUGGGACUGUUUGAGGUGUGCAUGGAGUCAGACUGGCCGGUCCCAGACUGUCACGGUGGUCUGUCCACUCUGUCUCCACUGCCGUCCUUGCAGUCGGUGGCGGUGUUGGUGGGGGUGUCUCUGUUGGCGGUGUGGACCAGCGUCCUCUGUCUCUGUCUCUUCAGGUUCUGCAGCGCCGCAACGGUUUACAAGAUCUGCGCCUGGCUGCAGCUGACUGCAGGUUUUUGUCUGGCGUUGGCGUGUCUUCUGUUUCCUGACUCAUGGGAGAGUCAGGAGAUGAAAGCUCUGUGCGGAGACUCGGUGGGCAGCUUCUCUCCAGGUAACUGCUCAGUUCACUGGGCCUACAUUCUGGCCAUCCUGGGAGUUCUUGAUUAUGCCAUCUUGGCCACACUGGCCUUUGUCCUCGCCAACAGACAGGACGCCCUACUUCCACCAGACACCCAGGAAGUGACCACAGGUCUGCUGAUGACGGCAUGAAUCAGCAGGGAUGUCCGGUCUUCAUUUCUUCAACUCUGCCCGAUCUCUUCAUCCUCCAUCAUCAUCAUCAUCAUCUGUUUCUGCAUUUCAUGGCACGACUGUCUCCUUCAGCUGCAAUCGUUCAUUGCUGCAUGAUGUUUCCAGGAGGAGUUGUUUAGUGUUGAACAGAGGAAUGUAACAACAGGAGGAAAGAGGCGCUGCGGUGGUGAGUUCGGUGUUCGGGACAUUCGGUCGCUGUUCAGUCGAAGAAAAAUGGUGAGAAAACGAGCGGGAUGGAGUAAAUCAAAGGAGAACUAAGCCCCUUUUAGACCUGCAGUUUUUAUCUUCACUCUCACAUUAGUGUUACUGUCGUAACACCUGUGUCAGCAGGCUGGACGCACCUUGAACAGAUGCCGUCAGCACAGGUCAUUUGAGUCACAGGUGAUUUUUUUUUAAGUAACCACUGGGAGCAAAAUGAAGUGUUGGUACUCGAUGAGCACAGUUAAUAGAUUGCUACAUAGUAACAUUUCUAUCUACAGUGUGGCAACCAUCAGGACAACUUUAAAACAGAAACAAAGUCAUCCCACACAUUAAAUUAAAAUAUAUUUGGGAUAUUUUGUAGAAAAAAUAAAGUCAGCAAAUUUCUCUCCCAACUUCCUGUUCUGUCAAGCCAUCCUUUUAGCUUAGUAUGAGCAUUAUCUUAUGGUCCAUUAAGCCUUAUGUUUUAAAAUUAAAUACGAAAGUUGUCGAAAAUCUGCUUUGUAGUUAAAAGUUAAAAAUCCAGUUAGCAGCCUAGUGGCCUGGUGUUGAAUAUUCAUGUUAAACAUGAUGUUGUAAAGGUAAUGUAAAGGUAAUCCCUGUGACUUCCCCGCAAAUUUCAAGAUGAACAUGUGGCCCAGCAGUGAGAAGCACAAUUGUUAGGCAGUAUUAUUGUACCCUUAAAUUUAGAGGACGUGGUCUUGCUUGGCAGUUAACUGUCGCUGUUUUGUUCUCUGAA